Stylophora pistillata is the source of this 6073-nucleotide messenger RNA. RefSeq lists its product as uncharacterized. The record is from RefSeq and is a predicted model, not a curated record. NCBI's taxonomy places the organism in Eukaryota, Metazoa, Cnidaria, Anthozoa, Scleractinia, Pocilloporidae.
GAUGGCGCUACCUCCACCGCCGCCACCGCCACCUCCACCGCCUCCUCCUCCAAUAGGAGAGGCAAAUCCUCCCCCUUACCCCGGUCCGGCGCCUUUGAUGCAACCUGCGACAAAUGCACAACCAGCUCCGGACGCUCAAACGGCAUCCCAGCCUAGUGCUGCCCCAGGAAGCGAAGAUAAAGUCUGGGAAAGAGCGUGGAGUGUGGACGAGCUGAGAAAGGGGUCAUCAAAUUGGACACUCGCUGCUGAUUCAGGGUUUCUCCUUUAUUUGCAAGAGUUCUCCCAACGAAUUAUUUCGCAAACUCAUGAUAUUGAGACACAGGUGGAUGGGCUGAUCAAUAGUACAAAAGGAAUGGAUUCCAAGGUGCAAAAUACAAUGAAUGACUUUUUAAUGCUGUCUAAUACACAAUUUAUUGAAAAUCGUGUUUAUGAAGAGGAUGUCAGUAAAGAUGAGACAAAUGAAGAGAAGGAGAAAGCUCCAGAACCAGAAAAGGCAAAAACAAGGGAGCAGCUAGAAGCAGAGGUUAUUCCUAAGCUAAGUGAAGCUCUUAAACAUGGAGUUGGGGUUAUGGAUAAUGCAUUUGUUGCAGUUGAGCUCACAACCGAACAUUCUGAUGAUGAGGAAGAAGAUAAUGAUGCCAAGACAGCAUUUAAGCCACAAGUGAUUUUGGAACCCAAGGAUGUGUAUUCCAAUCGUCCAUUGCCACAACUGAUUGGAAGUGGUGAUUUCUUUAGGGAUGAGCUGGUAGGAUUCGAAGGAUCUUCAGGAGAAGAAGAUGAAGGUGAAGAAGAUGAAGAAGAAGCAUCUUCUAGUAGCAGUGGAAGUGAAACUGAAUCGACAGCUAGUGGAGAAUCCAGCAAUGAGAGCUCAGAAGAGAGUAGCAGUGAAUCAGACACAGAAAAGCCACAAGAGACAGCGAAAAAAGAGAAAAACAAGCCAAAGCAAAUUAUUGAAUCAGAAGAAGACGAUGAUGAUCUAUUUGGUGAAAAGAAGAAGCCUCCGGACUCAGAUGAGGAAGAGGAGGACAGUGAUGAUGAGGAAGAACAGCCAAAGAAGCUGAAGGGUGGUUUAGACUUUGCUUCUGAACUGGCAGCAAAAAUUGGAGUGGCAAAGGUGAAGCCACCAGACAGUGAUCAAGAUGAUAAUGAAGAUAAGGUGGCUGAUGGUGAGUGGAGUGAGGAGGAGAAGCAAGAGACGAAAAAGGUCGAAGUCCAGGAAAAACAGCGCAGCCUAACAAAAACCAGCUUAACAAAAAGCCGCAGUGACAGCAAGACGAAAGAGAAGAAAUCUCAUCACCAUCAUCAUCAUCACCAUCAUGACAAAAAAGAACGCUCUGAUUCCCAGGGAGAGCACAAGCAUAGAAAACGACAUGACAGUAAAACCAGUCACUCUAGUGUGGACACAAGACAUUCAGUUCCUGCAGAGGAUGAUCUGUUUAGCCAGUCAAGUCCUCAAGAAGAUGGUCUCUUUGGAGGUGAAGGAACCCCAUUUGCUAAGAAAGGAGGGCUGUUUAGCGGUGGAGGAAAUCUCUUUGACGAUGUUGAUGAAGACAAGGAUGACUUGUUUGCUGAGGCUUCAACAACAGAAACAAAGAAACAGGAUGGACCAACAGAAGCAGAAGAGGAAUCUGUUAAAGUUAAACCCAGAGCAAGAAGUACAGCAAGUGGGAAGAAAAUCCCAGCUGGUGCAAUCUCUAUAUUUGGAGACUCUGGGUUGUUUGGAUCACCAUCACCAACAAGAGAGGACAUUGCCACCAGUUUGACUAAAAACAAUCUAAAGCAAGAGGAAGCUGAAACAAAACCCAAACCUAAGAGUGGAGGGGGUGGGGGUGGUUUGUUUGAUGGUGAUGAUGAUGAUGAUCUGUUCAGUGGUACAACUUCUAGACCAUCUGCUGCAGCUUCAGUAGUUCAAGAAACCACGAAGGUCAAACCAACAGCAAAUAAGGUUGAUCUGUUUGGUGCCCACAAUGAGGAUGAAGAAGAUGAUGGUGACUUGUUCAGUGGAGAACCUAAAGCAAAGGAAGCUGGACAGGCAACACCAAAGAAAAAGCUUCCAGCUGGUGCAGUAUCCAUGUUUGGUAGCUCACCACCUCCUUUAAUGUUUGGCAAGAACACUGAUGAUGAAGAAGCGAAAGAUGAUACUGGGUUUUUCAAGGCAUCCAAUGCUGCACCAAAGAAGAAUGAAGUAAAGCCUCCCCCUGUUUCACAGCCAAGCAAGCCAAAAUCUGGGGGAGGACUAUUCAGUGAUGAAGAUGAAGAAGAAGGGGGAGGGUUGUUUGGGGCCCCUGCUGCAAAGCCACUGCCCAAAGAAGAACCAAAGUCCCGACCAAAAACAAAGACAACAAUUAGUUUGUUUGAUGAUGAUGAGCAGGAUCAAGAGGAAGAUUUCUUUGCUGCACCAGCAGCUUCAAAACCAGUCAAGAAAGAGCCAACCAAGGACAAACCCAAAGAAGAAGUCAAGGAAUCUAAAGCACCCAGUGCUAAGACUUCUGGGCUCUUUGAUGAUGACGAUGAAGAUUUGUUCAAUUCUCCAUCGCCUAAACCUCCCCCCUCUCCUAACGUCGCCCGCAAGGAGGAAAAAAAGGAAGAAACGAAGCCUAGUAGGAGUUCUUCAAAAAUACAAUCUUUGUUUGAUGCUGAUGUUGAUGAUGAAGGAAUGUUUGGAGGUACAUCAGAGGAUAUCUUUACAGCGUCACAGUCUCCUCAGAAGUCGUUUGAGCCCGUGUCACCUUUAUCAGCGGCCAUAUCAGAAACAGUCCCGCCUCUUGACGGCAACGAUGGAGUUUCAAUCAGCAAAGCGAAACCCAAACCAACCGCUGCAACAACGGCGGCGCCGAAACCUAGUCUGUUCAGUGAUGAAGAGGACGACUUGUUCGGUGGGAAACCAGUGGAGGAACCGAAAGUCGAGGAGAAGAAAGAAGUGAUAUCAGAGAGCCCCAAACCCAGGAAACCAGUCGGCGCAGUUUCCAUGUUUGGUGGUGUUGAUCUGUUCGCGGGUAAGAGGCCUUCGUUUCUGGGAGAAAAGAACGAAAAGAACGAUCCAGAGACGACAGAGGCAGUCAAGAAAGGAGAAGACAAGCCUGCUACAACCGUGAAACAAGCGGAUUUAUUCGGCAGUGAACAAGCUGAAGAUGAACUCUUUUCCUCCAAACCGAAGACAACAAAAUCAAUCGCGAUUGCUUCCAAAGCCAAGCCAAGUUCAGACUUGUUUGGUGCAUCUCCCGAAGAUGAUCUGUUCUCUGCUCCAAGUAAACCAUCCUCAGAACCGAAGUCAGUAAAGCCUCCAGUUAUCUCGAAACCAGAGGUAGAAGACGAACCUACCAAACCUGUUGAGCCCGUAGAACCUGUCAAACCUGUAGAACCAGUAAGACCCAAGAAACCUGCUGGAGCGGUGUCCAUGUUUGGUGGUGUGGACCUAUUUGGUGGCAGCAAAUCACCGCCAUUUACAACGGCUCCCGCCAAAAUACGUGUACCUGUAAAACCAAAAGAUCCCUUAGGAGGGGACGACGAAGAAGACUUGUUUUCUUCCGAAUCUAAAGAUAAAAAAGAAGCUGAGCCUGAGCCAUCAGGUCCACUUCCAGUACCCAAGCCAGCCUCGUUACCAUUCCCCUCGAGUGUCAGUCCUAAAACGUCACCGGUGAAGCUUGGGUCAGGAAUCGAGAAGCUGCAGAAAUCUCUCGCCUUUAAUCCUGCCAUGUUGAGACCCGGAGCGGCCCCGCCGAAGAAGGAGGCCCCGGCUACUGUAGCUUCAUUUGACGAGCCAGCCAAAGUCACCACCCUGGAGAGCACCAAUAAGGUUCGCGCCAAGGUCCAAGUCAAACGCCGUCCUCCAACGCGCCAAGCCCGUCGGGCUGCGGCAGCAACGAGUAGCGCUACGGACGCAUCACUUUUUGGCACGUCGACGAAUGAAGACGAGGGCGCAAGUGCUCGGGUGUCCUGGGGAGGAUUUCCCUCUCCGGAGGAGGGACUGGGAAAUUAUGAAGUGGAUACUGGGCAGCGACCGUCGAGGACUAAGACCAAGGAUUCUGAUCUGAGUGACGAGUUUUUCGGUUUCACUAGUUCUGGGUCCGCUCGGGUUAAGAAAGACGUCUCCGAGGACCCUUUAUCUGGGGGAAUUUUUUCAGAUUCUGUUUCUACUAAGCCGAAGGUUUCGACAGCUAAUGAACUAUUUAAGGAGGACUCCGAUGAUUUAUUUUCAAUUUCAAUCGAGAAAACAAACAAGAUAGAUGUGGACGAUCCUCUUUCUGUUGGUCAAACAAAAGAAGAAAGUAAACCCAAGACUGCAGAUCCGUUAAUUACAAAUGACUCUUCUCCAAGUUUAGUUAGUGCCACAUCUCCCGAAGAAGAUUUAUUUUCAUCUGCCAAAGACACAAAGAAAAAAUCAGAAACAACUGUAAAGGAAACGCCCAGCAAAGGUGAAGAGGACUCAAAGAUUUCCUCGCCUCUAGAUGACGAUUUAUUUUCACCUGUCCCCAAAGACGAUAAAAACGUGGGUAAAACAACAGCUGCAAAAGAUCAGCUCUCCGCCAAACUUCCAACAAACCUUCCAGCAAAGGAACAGUCGCCAGUCUCAGAUGGCGACUUGUUUGCGUCAAAUACGGCAAAGGAAGAGAGCAAACCCAACAAGGGGGAGAAAGAAAAAACCACCACGGAUAAAAAAUUUUCUUCCCCUCUCGGUGACGACGAUGAUGAUUUGUUUGCAGUUAGUGCGCCGGCCAAGAAAGAAAUAAAAACAGUUACAGACAGUGCUGCGAAAAAAACAGCAAGUCCACUGUCUGGCAAGAAGACAGUUACGAAAGGAAGCUCAAUUCUUGACAAAGAAGACGAUGAAUUAUUCUCCGUCAAGAAAACUGAAGCCCGAAAGCCGAAGAAAGUCGUGAAACCGCUGGGAGAUGAUGACUUGUUUGGAGACUCAGGGGACAUCUUCAGCGAUAUUCCGAGCAAACCAAAGGGGCCUAAAAAGAAAAAGUCUGCGACCAAUGCACCCAAAGACGACAUAUUCGCUGAUGAUGCCGCGCCUGGAGGAGACGAGCAUGCGCCAAAGAAAACAGCGACAAAAGCCAAGAAGAAAACAGAUAAAAAGCCUAAAAGUUCAAUAUUCGAUGACGACGCACCAAGUAUAUUUGACGACCCACUGAAUGCUACUUCAAAGUAAAAAUAUUGCAACUAAAAAAAUUUCCUUAAAAUUGAUGAGACGCCAAAAUCAUUUUACACAAAUAAAUUAGUCACGUAUUUUAUAUAAUAUAAGAAAAAGGUACAGUCUGCUAUCAUAAUUAAAAUGAUUUGUAGUAUUUUUUGCUGAUUCUCCAAGAGAAGUGCAGCGACGGUACCACAAGGUCAAAAAAGACUGAAGGAAUUAAAUGUACUUGAGAUUUCUAUUUUGUAUAGAAGAGCGUGAAAGAAUGAAGUGAUUUUCUUGUUGGCCAAAUUUAAGAGAUUAGCGAUUUCCCUUGACAGAGCCGAGCAGAAGCUCUGUCAAGGGCCCUCUUUCAAAAUACCAUUCUAAUCCAUUUUACAAGCUCUUGAAAUACAAACCAAGACAAACAAAACCACGUUUACAUAUCGUUUCAAGAUGCAGGCUCGCGGUUCGUGCACGUAAACAAAAUGAGGCUAAAUUUUCAUGGUCGUCAUUCCCAAUCAAUUUUGAGAUUCUGGUUUUCUCGUACACCGCAGGGAAAAUGGCCACAUGAAAGAACCACUCACGAGAUUUCCAUUUUUUCAGCCUCACACAAGGAUUUAAUUGACUUUAAGUUUUAACCUGAGGCGAAAGAGUAAUUGAGAGACACCACUCGAUACUCAUCAACAACACAUACGGUAGAGCCACUUUUGUUUUUCUUUGAAUCAGGUCCAGUUGAUCCUUUCACAAUAUAGACAAUCGUUUUAGCACAUUAAUUUUAGUGUUGUUUAAAUUUAGAUGUUUGUUUAGGUAAAAGGUCAACUUUAAUCUGAAUUCUUUAGAUUUGGCGAAUUAGUAUUUCACGAAGAGUCACAAAAGCGAAAUUACUGAAACUCAUCUCUCUAGCAAUGGCAAUUGUGAACCACUGUGGCAAAUAAAUCUAUGUUUGCUCAUGGA